Molecule: messenger RNA, 921 nt
Organism: Lepisosteus oculatus (spotted gar)
Lineage: Eukaryota; Metazoa; Chordata; Actinopteri; Semionotiformes; Lepisosteidae
Product: brain natriuretic peptide-like
Biological process (GO): receptor guanylyl cyclase signaling pathway; neuropeptide signaling pathway; cGMP biosynthetic process
Cellular component (GO): extracellular region; cytoplasm
Molecular function (GO): hormone activity; hormone receptor binding
Source: RefSeq, a predicted model, not a curated record
AUAUCUUGUGUAUUAGCGCCAAGUCUUCACCAGGUUAGCCGACAGCUUAAAAAGGAAUCGGUUUCCGACAGCUUGCUUUAUCAUAAUCAGGUGACGGAAUGCGAUUCUUCACAUAACUAUCCAUGAUGUCACACUAAAAUGUACUGUAUAAAAAGCCUUCGUCUUCUAAACGGAGACGUACAAGCACAAAAAAUAACAAGAGAGACGAGAGCCUUCAAAGAAAGAGUAGAGAAGAGACCUUGAGAUUCAAAAAGACAACGUUGACAAGUAAGAUGCAGGUGCUCACAGAUCUCUCUUUCUUCUACGCUCUUCUUCUGCUGUUGAAUGCACAGCUCUGCAGCGCACAGCCUUUCCACACCGACACUGUGGCGAAAGACGUGGAGAAUCUGAAGAAUUUGCUUCAACGACUGGAAGAAGCUUUUCCAUCGCCUGACGAACAGGAGCCUUUCCUCUCAGAGCAGUCUGAACAGGGAGUCUUCGACGACCUCCCGGGAGAGGCACAGAGCGAACAGCCACGAGAUGAACUACACCCCAAAACCACCGACUUGGAGAAGUAUCUGUCCGCAAGAGAUCUGCAAACACUGCGUAGCGCCCACUCGUCGUCAAAACGAUAUUCCGGAUGCUUCGGGAGAAGGCUGGAUAGAAUCGGUUCAAUGAGCUCUCUCGGGUGCAACACUUCAUCGCGAUACAGGUCGAAAAGAAGCUGAGGCGAUCUUGCAGCCACAGACUCCAGAAAUGAACCCCGGACCCCAGUGAGGAUUCGGCAUUUCCACGAUGAACUCGACCUUUAGUUUCAUUUAACAUUAACACUAUUUAUUGAAUGUUAUUUAUAUUUAAAUAUAUUUAUUCUAACAUAUAUUUAUUAAAUUAUUGCCUCUGGUCAUUUUUAUCGUUAUAAAACUGCAAAUGUAAAAUGACAAG